CGUCCAUCGGAAUCUUCCUUGAGGAGAGUCAGGCUCCACCAUGGCUGGGAUCGGGAUACGUAGAGGGCGCCACACGCGCAAUCGAGCGUUCAGCUCGACGACGUCUGCCUCUUCGUUCUCCCAGCAGUCGCAGUCGCAAGCGCAUCUUGCGAUUGGCAGCGCCCGAGGGUCCUACGAUGGCGGCGCGCUCGGGGUGGACCCAAUGACGCUGGACCCGGACGAGGCGCUGACGAGGCUGAGCGUGCGCGAGGUGCAGGCGGUCGAGGAGAAGCUCCGCCAUGCGCACGAGAACCUGGCCGCGAAGCUCAGGACGCUCGUGGCGGAGCGGUACCGCGAGAUGCUCGGCACGGCCAAUACGCUGAUGGACAUGGGCGAGAGCUCGACGAAGCUCGUCGAGAGGCUCGAUGCGGCACAGGAGCUCAUCGAACGCGCGGCCGAGGAGCGCGAAAAGGUGGCCAAGGAAGGAGAGAGGACAUCGCCAGAGAGGAGCAGGCAGGACAUUAGCGACAUAGACGUCGAUGAAGUAGAUGACCAGCGGGUGUUUGCGAUUGCUGCGGCGACAAAGCUCGUCAGCGAGGCGCCCGACGAGGUCUGGAGAGCCAUCGACAUUGCCUCGUCCUCGUCAUCGGCCGCGACUUCGUCUGCUUCGCCUUCAAUGGCGACGACGCUGGCAGCCGAGGCAGAGUUCAAGGCUGCAACUGUCCUCCGGGCCGCGUGGAUCUAUACGCUUGCAAGGGCGACGUGGGACUGGCUCUCCUCUUCGCCCCAGGCCAGAGAGACUGUCGACCAUUUCAUAGUUGACGAGCAAUUCCCGUACGUCGCGAAGCAGUGGAGCUCGCUGUCGCCCAUGUCCAGUAGCAUCUCCAAGGUCGCAAAGGAGGGAUUGGUGGGCUGGCUUGAAGACACUACUUCGAGGAAGGGCAAAGGAAAGAUGCCCCGCUGGGACGAUGUCUCAGCGACAUUCGCCAGUACGACGACGAGCCUCGUCAGCAUGGCAAUCCACCAAGGACUCUCUCUACCAAGUGCCUUGGAGACCAUGCUCGCUAUCCGGCACCGUAACAUGACGCACCAGCUCGCAAGGCUCGUUCAUGCUCUCUCGAGGGGCGACAUCGACUCGUUAAUCGCUGCACAGCGCCUUUCCUUUCUCAUAAGGGUCGUGGCCGACACCAUGCUACAUGCGUUGCAACUAUUUGCUCUACCAUCGCCCUCAAGCGCGGGCGAGGCCCACGAUGAGCCUUACCUCUUGGCACUUCUUGGCCGUCUCGUUCGACCGAUCAAAAGCAAAGGUCAGGCCGCUUUCCCGCCAAUGGCCAUCGACGUCAUCCAGACAAUGCCGUCCUCGACGCUCCUCGCCGCGCACCUACCGGACUCGAUCAAGACACUGUCGCCUGAAAUGACCCUGACUGAUGAUGGGCUCAAUAGCAGCGAAGCGUUAUCCAAGAUCGACAAGUGGGCCCAGACGGUGGAGAGUACCGAAAUUCGAGAAGAUGGGAACGUCGUCAAUCGACUUGUCGGGCGUCUCUCAUCGCUUGUAGAGGUUGGCGAGGUCCACAUUCGGGUCGAGGACCAGCUGCGUCGUGCGAUCAAGAGAGCCCAAAGAGAUCUUGCUGGCGGCUCAGGACGCGGCGACACACUGCGAGCGAAAUGUGUUGACAUGUUGGAGAAGAGGCUGGGUUCUUUGAGCAAGGCCAUUCAACUGGAGCUUGGAAAGAGGAUGGAGGACAUCUGUCGGGAUCGAGCCAACGGGCUUGCGCAGGCCGUGGCAAAAGGGGCUCGCGAGGCUCUCGUCGAUGAGCAGGCCUCUUUGGCGCUGGAUGGCGGCAGGAGAGGCAAAGGCUCGAAUGAUGCCUUUGACCCGCUCUCGAUCCUAUUUGAGCCAGAGGCGAGCCCCAGUCGAAAGGUUACAUCCGCAUCCCAUAUCGUUGGGAGAGGUGCCGAGGCGGAAGGCGUUGGAGCCGACGAAGAUGAUGACGAAGAGGCGUCGUGCCGUUCAGACCGCGUCGAAGUGCUCGCAUCAAGGCUAUCGCUCCGCUCUAGGCGCAUCGAUGGCCUGCUGGCGUUUACGGAAAACAAGGCGAGGAUCAUGGUGGGCGAGCUUCGGGCGUACGAAUCUAUGAUGGCGUCGCACCGGCAGAGGAAGACAGAGGAGAAGCUGGAGGACGGAGAGAGAGGAGGAAAUCGGGAGCAGAGGCAGGAUAUUGAGAAACUGUACAGGGGAGCCGCCAAGACAGCUUCGGAGGAGAUCUUGAAGAGCUUCCAGGGCUUGAUGAAGGACGUCGUCGAGCCAAAAUCGAUUCCUCGAGAUUCCCGGGGCGGAUAUCGGAUAGGGGAGGAAGAGCACGAGGCUGAGAAGGAAGAAGAGAGCACCGACACCGCUCAGCUCCUCCUGCUCUCAAGAAUCACCUCGGGACUUGCCCAGAGCAGACGUCUCACCGACGCCCUCUCUCCCAGAAAUCUGGCGACGGAGUUUGAUCACUUGCAGCUUCGCCACGGCCUCGACGACAUCCGAAGAGCCUGUCUGGAGCCAUGGAAGGGACGAGUCGUCGAUGAUGCCCUCAAAAACUAUUUCGCCAGCGGGAGGAAGGAGGCGGCGGCGACAGCUAGUCAAAGCAAUGAAGGCGACUGGCCCGUCAAACCUUCGUCCAGGCUCGUGGGCGCGCUCUCAUUCAUGACGCAGGCCCUUCAGAUGGCAGGAUGUGCGUCGCAGGAUGAGCUGAUGCGCCUGUCGAGACAGCUCCUGGAUCUCUUCAGUGAGAGGAUCACCGCACAGAGGCGAGGGGUUAGCGGGAGCGCCGAGGAACGCUUCGACGACGCGGUCCUUGGUGCGUUGAAGGGCAUCCUUGGCAGCGCCUCGGGCCAGGACAGCGCCAUCAAGGGAGACGAGAGAUGGCAAGACCACAUCGAGAAGCACGUUCGCGCUUCGCUCGUGCCGAUUCGACUGCUCGUGGCCCCCUUUACGGUUGGAUUGACGGCGAAACGGGUGCCAGAAGAACACUCGUUGGCGAUUCUGUGGGGCGACAAGCGGGAGAAGGGAGGAGCAGAGCCGGGAAGUCGGGUCCCGAGCAUCUCGAGGCUCGUUGAUGCAGAGAGAGCCGAGCCAGUGGCUUUACUCCCUGUCACUUGACAUUGACCAGAGUGUUGCAAAUGUAUGUUAUUACCAAGACAAGCUCAAUUAAAUCCAUCAUUGUCCAAAAGGAGAC
This is a messenger RNA of Acaromyces ingoldii, 3200 nucleotides long. RefSeq lists its product as hypothetical. The transcript has 2 exons. The record is from RefSeq and is a predicted model, not a curated record. Gene Ontology annotation, cellular component: COG complex; Golgi apparatus. Lineage: Eukaryota; Fungi; Basidiomycota; Exobasidiomycetes; Exobasidiales; Cryptobasidiaceae. Gene Ontology annotation, biological process: intra-Golgi vesicle-mediated transport. The coding region runs from base 41 to 3124 and encodes 1027 amino acids.